ACUAGACCAAUUAAUAGAAGGAUUAUGACAUACAAGCCAGGGAUGACCCAAAACAACAGGUGUAACAGGUGAACAAAAAAUCAAAAAAGAAAUGGUCUCACUGUGGUUACCAGAUACUGUUAGGGUUAAAGGUAGUGUCUCAUAUCUGAUACUGGGGAGAGGACUACCAUCUAAGGCGAACAUGGGUGUGAGCCUCCCUAACUCUCUGAGAGGAAUGUCAUGUUUCCGAGCCCAUGCUUCGUCCAUAAAACAACCCUCAGCCCCAGAGUCUAUCAAGGCACUGCAGGAAGCAGCCGACCCGGUCCAGCGUAGAUGGACCGACAAGGUAGUACAGGAUCUUGAUGGAGAGACCUGAGUAGUAGCGCUCACCAGUAGCCCUCCGCUUACUGAUGAGCUCUGGCCUUUAACUGGACAUGACAUGACAAAAUGUCCAGCAGAACCGCAAUAGAAGCAAAGGCGGUUGGUGAUUCUCCGUUCCCUCUCCUUAGUCGAGAUGUGAAUACCUCCCAGCUGCAUGGGCUCAGUCUCUGAGCCGAUGGAAGGAGAUGGUUGAGAUGCGGAGAAGGGAAACCCCGUUAACGCGAGCUCUCUUCCACGAGCUCGGUGACGAAGAUCUACCCGUCGUUCUAUGCGGAUGGCGAGUGCAAUCAAAGAGUCCACGCUGGAAGGAACCUCCCGGGAGAGAAUCUCAUCCUUAACCUCAGCGUGGAGUCCCUCCAGAAAACGGGCGAGCAACGCCGGCUCGUUCCAGUCACUGGAUGCAGCAAGAGUACGAAACUCUAUAGAGUAAUCCGUUAUGGAUCGAUCACCUUGACAUAGGGAAGCCAGACCCCUGGAAGCCUCCUACCCAAAAACUGAACGAUCAAAGACCCGUAUCAUCUCCUCCUUAAAGUUCUGAUAAACGUUAGAACACUCAGCCCUUGCCUCCCAGAUAGCUGUGCCCCACUCCCGAGCCCGCCCAGUAAGGAGUGAUAUGACGUACGCGAUCCGAGCUCUCUCUCCAGAGUAUGUGUUGGGCUGGAGAGAGAACACAAUAUCACACUGGGUGAGAAAGGAGCGACACUCAGUGGGCUGCCCAGAGUAACAUGGUGGAUUAUUAACCCUAGGUUCCGGAGACUCGGAAGACCAGGAAGUAGCUUGUGGUACGAGACGAAGACUCUGAAACUGUCCUGAGAGAUCGGAGACCUGAGCGGCCAGGGUCUCAACGGCAUGACGAGCAUCAGACAAGUCCUGCUCGUGUCUGCCGAGCAUUGCUCCCUGGAACUUGACGGUAGUGUUGAGAGAAUCCAUAGUCGCUGGGUCCAUUCUUGGUCGGAUUCUUCUGUUAUGCUGAUGAAGGAGGACCCAAAAGCGACGUAAUAGAAACAGAGUCUUUAUUCCAGUCUUAAACAAACAAUGAUGUUCCUGGAUAUUAUCCAAAGGUAAUCCAAAACAGGAAACUGAAAACCUCUUGUCAGAAGAGAGGAACGACUGGAGACGCGACCACCAACUGCAGGUCGCUUCAGGAAGGCACAGACCGUAGCUGACAUAGACACCUGCUCACACGCAACAUCUGACAAAAGCAAAAAACACAACAGGGCGGAACAAGGACACUGAGCAGCUAACCUCAAACAAGAAUCCGACAAAGACAGAAGCAGAAAACAGAGGGAGAAAUAGGGACUCAAAUCAGAGGGCAAAAUAGGGGACAGGUGUGAAAGAGUAAAUAAGGUCGUUAGGAGAAUGAGAACCAGCUGGGAGCAAGAACGGAACGAUAGAGAGAGAGAGCGGGAGAGGGAAAAAAGGGAGGAGGAGAGAGAGGAAUAGAAAGAGGGAAAGAACCUAAUAAGACCAGCAGAGGGAAGCACAGGGACAAGACAUGAAGAUCAAAGACAAAACAUGACAGUUCUAGAAUGUAUUUAGUGUUUUCAUUUUAUCAGACACUCUUAUCCAGAUUGAGUGACAGUAGUUAGUGCAUACAAUUUUGUACUUGUGUUCCCCCCCCCCCCUCCCUCAUGGGAAUCAAACCCACUAACCUGGUUGUGGCAUUACAAGCGGUGUGCUCUACCAACUGAGUCACAUAGGUGUUCAUGUGGUAUGGCAACCCAGAUGGCACACUUUUCUCUUAUUUAUUUAUUUAGUUUCAUAUACUGCACUAAUUUAACAUAGUGGUGGUCCUGUGUUGCUUAGUUGGCAGAACAUGGUGCUUGCAACGCCGAGUAUCAUGGGUUUGAUUCCCGCUGGGCCACCCAUACAAAAAAUAAAUGCAUGCAUGAUUUGGAUAAAAGUGUCUGCUAAAUGGCAUAUAUAUUAUUUUACAUGGAUAAGACCAGGAUUACUCAACUAUGGACUGGAAUACCCCACUCUGCCUCCAAGGUGUCUAGUUAGACACCUACUUCUGCAUAAACUAUCUCUGUUUUAUUACAUUUUUUGUCAUUUAGCAGACACUCUUAUCCAGAGGAACUUACAGUAGUGAGACCAUACAUGUUCAUACUGGUUCCCUGUGGGAAUCAAGCCAACAACCCCGGCAUUGCAAACGUCAUGCUCUACUACCUCUUUUCUGUCUCUGUCCGUCUGUCCGUCUGUCCGUCUGUCUGUCUGUCUGUCAGUGAAGGUCUCAGUGAGUAUGUGGAGGGGUUAACAUGGCGCCAGGUGAAUCACCAGGUUGUGCUGAAUCACAGAUUACAGAGCAAGCAAGCCAAGCUUAUGGAACCAGUGAGGACUGACGUGCUGACUGUAACCCCAUGGCUGGCUCCUAUAGUCUGGGAGGGGACCUUCGACCCCCUGGUCAUAGACGAGGCCUUCAGGUCCCACAACCUCACCAUCGCUACCACUGUGUUUGCUGUAGGGAAAUACAUUCGUUUUCUCCGUGACUUCUUAGAGUCAGCUGAGAAGCACUUCAUGGUGGGGCUGGAUGUGCACUACUACGUGUUCACCGACCUGCCCGGCGAUGUGCCUAGCAACCUGACUCUUGGUGUCGGCAGGAUGCUCAGCAUCGUGAGGGUGCCGAAGUUCGAACGCUGGCAGGAGAUAUCCCUCCGCCGCAUGGAGCUCAUCCAGACUGCCAUUGAGGAUCGCAUCCACCGGGAGGCGCACUACAUCUUCUGCCUGGAUGUAGACAUGAGGUUUCAUGGCCGUGUGGGGUCCGAGGCGCUGGGGAGACUGGUGGCCGCCAUCCACCCCUGGUUCUACAUGCACCCCCGGAGCCAGUACCCCUACGAGCGGCGUACCGUCUCCACAGCCUCUGUACCCCAGGACCAGGGUGACUUCUACUACCAGGCCAACAUAUUCGGAGGAGCGCUGGAGGAUGUUCAUAGGCUGACCAAGACGUGCAGGGAGCACCUGGAGGUGGAUAAGUCUGUGGGUGUGGAGGCUGUGUGGCAGGAGGAGAGUCAUCUGAACUGGUACCUGGUGAAGAAUAAGCCCACCAAGCUGCUGUCACCUGAAUAUGUGUGGGACGACACUAAAGGAGGGAACGCCGAGGAGAUUAAACUGGUCCGCUUCUCCUCUGUCAUCAAGAACAAGGCAGAGGUCAGGGAGAACCCAUGAGAGGAGAAGAGAAUGUUGCUGGAAUGGAUAGCAGAAAUGUUUUACGAGCUCCUGAUCAAUUCUGCUGUUUUGUGUUUUUUUUAACACUGAUCUUGAUAUACAUCUUGAUAUCACUGAUAAAACUUUUUGUUUUAUAUAAUGUUUCCGCUAUCGUUUCCUAUAACCGAAAAGAUGUCUGUAUGUAAUUUGGGUUGUGGACCAUUCUUGAUACACACAGGAAACAGUUGAGCGUGAAAAACCCAACAGAGGUGCAGUUGUUCACACACUCAAACCGGUGCGGCUGGAACCUUCUACCAUACCUCGUUCAAAGACAUACAUAAUCCAUGUUUCAAUUGUCUCAAGGCUUGAACAUCCUUCCUUAACCUGUCUCCUCUCCUUCAUCUACACUGAUUGUCGUGGAUUUAACAAGUGACAUCAAUAAGGGAUCCUAGCUUUCACCUAGUCAGGCUGUCAUGAAAAGAGCAUGUGUUCCUAAUGUUUUGUUUACUCGGUGUAUAGCUGGUUCUUUUUUGCAUCGGCAGGACAGAAAUGUUGCGUCGGGGAAGCUCAGGGGAAGGGUUGUGUGUGUCUUUGUUAACAACAGCUGGUCUGCCAUCUCUAAUAUUAAGGAAGUCUCAAGGCUCUGCUCGCCUGAGUUAGAAUACCUCAUGAUAAGCUGUAGACCAUACUAUUAAACUCUCUUUCAUCCA
Salvelinus fontinalis (brook trout) is the source of this 4214-nucleotide messenger RNA. RefSeq names its product globoside alpha-1,3-N-acetylgalactosaminyltransferase 1-like. Gene Ontology annotation, molecular function: hexosyltransferase activity. Gene Ontology annotation, cellular component: membrane; vesicle; Golgi apparatus. Gene Ontology annotation, biological process: carbohydrate metabolic process. The transcript is spliced from 8 exons. The record is from RefSeq and is a predicted model, not a curated record. Bases 2461 to 3525 code for a protein of 354 amino acids. Lineage: Eukaryota; Metazoa; Chordata; Actinopteri; Salmoniformes; Salmonidae.